UUCACAAAUCACAACACGUGUGUUUGUUUUGAUCUGGAUGAACUUGUUUUUCUUCUAAAGAGUUGAAAUUUUCCAGAUGCAUUUUUCAUUCUGAAUUUUUACUUCAACUGGGUAUCGUAGCUGCCGGAUUUGAAACUCUAAUUGCGUGUGAAAAUUCUCCAGCAUCUUGACUGUUCACGAGAAAGUUUGUUUGGGAAGUCGCAGCGAUGAAAAACCUGAGGCUGCGUUUGGUGCGGGCUUUUGAAAGCCCAGAGCUGCCGAGUAGCCCCUGGUUUUGCGUAAAGUCGGACGGCGGUGCUCCUGUGCUAUUUCUCUUGCACGGCAAAACGAUCUUCAAGGUUGAUUUGAACUCCGACAAGGUUAUUGGAAAGUAUGAGUUGGACGUGCCAGAGGAUAGCGUCCAGGUUGUCGGAAUCAGGUACACGUCUGUAUGGGAAAAGCUUUUUGUGGCUCUUGCUGUCGGGGAAGUUGCUGCUCUUGAAAAUGACGAGAUCAGUUUUGUGGGAUCAGUUGAAAGUGGGAUUAAAGCAAUGGAGUGGAGCCCGGACGAGAGCCUUGUUGUGCUAGUCACGGGAGUCGACAAGCUGAUGAUUCUGUCUGCCGACUUUGAUCAAGUGGGUGAAGAAGUGGAGCUGAAUCAAGAUGGUUUUGGUGAAAAGCAAUUUGUCAAUGUUGGUUGGGGCAAGAAAGAAACACAAUUCCACGGCUCGGAGGGCAAAGCAGCUGCUCAGACUAAAGUCGUUGUGGAGGAAAAGGCAGCAAGUGACAUGGACGACAGGGCUCCGAGAAUCAAAUGGAGAGGUGACGGCGCCUUGUUUGCAGUUUCUUACUUGAAAAAUACCACAGGAGCACGUCAGAUUCGAAUGUUCAACCGUGAGGGAAUUCUGCAGUUCACAAGUGAACCAACAGUUGGCUUGGAACAAAGUUUAGACUGGAAGCUGUCUGGAGGUGUAAUCGCCUCAACCAUCACCCUACCUAACAAACAGGUGGUUGCAUUCUUUGAAAAGAAUGGUCUUCGGCACGGUGAUUUCACACUUCCUUUUCAACCCAACCAAGUCAUCAUUAAGGAGCUAAGUUGGAACUUGGACUCGACAAUUUUGGCCAUUUGGUGCUUCUUUCGGGACAGCGGCAAAUCGUGUUUGCAAUUGUGGGCAUCAUCGAACUACAACUGGCAGUUGAAGCAGAACCUCAAUUUUCCGGCAGAAAAGCGCCUCCUCAAUUUCUCCUGGGACAAGGAGCUUAUUUACAAUUUGCACGUGGUUCAGGAAGGCCCUGUUUAUGUGGAGUAUGUUUGGAAAUGGGAAGUGGACCACAGUUGCGGUUUUGAACCAAGUGAUUUAGCCAGCGUUGCUGUUAUUGAUGGGGGAAAUGUAAAAAUGACAAAUUUGAGAGAGGCUGUUGUUCCACCACCAAUGUGCAGUUAUUCAUUGAAGCUGCAAAAUUCGGUAUCUUGCGUUGCAUUCUCUCAGUUGACUGAUUCGUCAAAUGACAUCUGCAUCGUCACCUGUGAAAACAAGCUUGCCGUCUUCACCUUAAAUGGACCUGAUUUUAAAUCCGAGUCGCUAAGUGUUGCAUUAACAGAUGAUGGACUCGGCUUUUCCGAGUCUGGCUCAAAACUUCGUGUGAGCGGUUACUACCAGCUGGACUGGAAUGAGAAUCCCUUGAAGUUUGGAAAUAUCCCAUGCAGUUUUCAUCACUGGUUGUGGAUUUCCUCUUCUGAGCUAGUAUGUGUUGCGCCCGCUGGGAAAAGUUCCAGUGUUUUACUCAAAGCUCAACUUCAAAAUGAUUUGGCCAAAAUAAUAUCGGCGGUAAAUGCGCCAGGAUUGGUAAAAGGAGUGAGUUUUCUGCCUGGAAUUGGUGUCGUUGUUAACGUAGAAAGCGAGUCUCUAAAAUUAUGGAACUUGGAAAGCAAUACGCUGGAUGAAUUUUCAACCAAUACACAAAUUCAGUUUAAGAAUUUCUAUUCUUGCGUUCAGUUCAACAUUGUUCAAGUUGAAAGUGAAACUCAUGUGAUUGGCAGAAGUCUGCUCGGACAGCUAUAUGUGGACAGUGUGGAUGUAAUGAAGAAUUGUUCAUCUUAUUUCAUUCACUCGGAUUUCAUCCUCAUUACAACUUCUGAAAAUAAACUCCUUUGCAUUCCACGGACUAAAAAUGGAAUAGAAUCUUUGUUGAAGAGAAGCAAACUCGGAAUUGAUGGAACAGAGCGGCAAAUUGAGCAUGGUGCAGUUCUAGUAGCUGCUGUUGCUAAUGAUACGAGAGUUGUGCUACAAAUGCCAAGAGGCAACUUGGAAGCUGUGCAACCAAGGGCACUUGCAAUUUUCAUUGUCAAGAAACUCCUGGACAACAAAAAGUAUUUUGAAGCUUUUGAUAUUAUGAGGAAGCAAAGAAUCAACCUGAAUCUGAUUUAUGACCACAAUCCAGCCUUGUUCCUUGGCAACAUCAAAGAGUUUGUUCAACAGAUAAAAAAUCAAAACUGGCUGUGUCUCUUUCUUGCAGACUUGAUGGAAAUGGAUGUUACCGAAAGCAUGUAUGCCGGACACUACCCCAACAAAAGAGAAUUUGCACUUCCAGCAAACUCCACCAAGCUAGACUUCAUUUGCACAAAAAUGAGAGAGAACUUGGUAGAAGUUGACAAAGACGGUCUUGUGCUGCCUGUGAUCACAACAUUUAUCAAAGAGACGUCUUCAAACAUUGGUGCGGCUCUUCAGUGCAUCAACAAGAUUAAAAUGGAGGAGCAAUCUGGCAAAAAACUCCCUGUUUCGAGUGAUGAGGCUUUGAACUAUUUGUUCUACAUUGUUGACGUCUAUGAGCUUUUUGAUGUCGCACUUGGCCUCUACGAUUUUGAACUGGUCAUGCUUGUUGCCCAAAAGUCUCAAAAAGAUCCUAAAGAAUACAUUCCAUUCUUGAAUGAACUUAGAAAGCUGGAGCCAGCUUAUCGGAAAUUUACAAUAGACAAGCACUUGAAAAAGUACGAAGCAGCAUUAACGCAUUUGAAAGACUGCGGACCAGAGCAUGACGAUGAGUGCAGAAAAUUCAUUUUGGACCACAAACUGCACUCGGCAGCUCUUAAAACAUUUAAUACAUCUCACCGUCUUUAUCAGGGGAUCUGCCAAGAAUACGGGUCUCAAUUAGUAUCUGAACAGCUUUAUGAAGAAGCUGGUAUUAUUUUCCAACGAGCCCUAUCACUCACAGAAGCAGUGGAUGCUUUCAAAAAAGCUGGCUGCUGGAGGAGAAUAAUGCCAAUUUUACCAAACCUAGGCUGGAGCGAGAGCAAGCUAGCUUUGUUUUACGAAGAGCUGGCACAUGACCUUCGAGAACGGAAGCAGUAUCUUGACUCUGCCCUCGUUUUUGGUGAUUAUGUCAAGAAACCAGAGGAGAGGUUAAUCUCCUUAUGCAAGGCAAAAGCUUGGGAUGAAGCCUGCAGAAUCAAAAGUUCUGCUGACAUCCAAGGAGCAGACGAGUUACUUCGGUUCGAGAUCAUGAACCAUCACAGUUGUAUGCUCAGUGACGUUGAAACAGCUCAGGAGCAGGUCACUCAAUACACAAAUAGAUUGGUUGUCGUUAGGUCCGAGAAAGCAAAGAAAAUUGAGGAAGGAGAUGAUUUUGCCAACCUACCGGAAUGUGACAUGUUCUCAGACACAAGUAGCAUUAGAGGCUCCACACAGUCGAGGAGUAGUGGAAUGUCCUCAAGAGGCACAGGACGCACCUAUCGAUCAAGCAAAAACAAGAGGAAGCACGAGAGAAAACUGCUGAGCCUUAAAGAAGGCAGUCCUUAUGAGGAUUUAGCACUAGUGCGAGCUCUUCAUGAACUAUUCACUAAAAUCUACACUUACAGAGAGGAAGUCAAGUGUCUUUGUGUGGCGCUUCUACAGCUCAACGUUGACUCGUUGGCUGUGCAAUUGCAGAGCAAGCUCUCAGCUCUUUUGAAGGACAUGGAGAGCAAAAAAAAUGUAAUUUGGAUUCCUGAACUUGCACAAAACAGGGCUGCGGCACUUGCUGCUCUUGGUCCAGAGGGAACCUCAAAUUCUUUAUCAGCCCUCAGCCAAAUAAACCCAUUGGCGCUGACAGCUGCUGCGGAAUUGGAUCCACAUCUUUGCUUGCCGCCUUUGAUGCCUCAUUCUUCGUGGAAUUUGAAGAUUUUGUUGUAACAAAAGGGUUGGCGUAGUUAGCGUUGGCGAUCCUCUAACCACUUGACUUCCAUUUCUCACGCCAGGUCCAACCAAAUUCUGUGGCUCCAGCGACCGGAAGUCCGUUUUGGGCCCACUAGGGCUCUCUGCACGGCCUUCAACGGCCACCAAAGCGCCCAAAGCCACGGCCACCGCAAAGACAAAACCACUUUGGAGGUUCAUUUUGGGACAACUGGAACCACUUGAGUGGAAGAGAGCGCCAGUUUUUUAUCCUUUCUCUAAUUCCGAUGAGUCACAAAACACGUGUUCUAUUUUAAUUUUUUGCUCCUCUGGUGGUUAUGUAAUUUGUUUCUGGUGUCUGGUAAAAGAAUGAAAGCCUUGUUGGUUGUUCGUUUUUCAGCCAGCUGUUUGUUUGACUUAUUAUAUUUUUUAUUGCUUUGUAUAAAUUUACAAAUAAAUUAGAACAGGAAACAAAUGUAACAAAAAAUAUAAUUAUUUU
Neocloeon triangulifer is the source of this 4626-nucleotide messenger RNA. It is a transcript of the gene Elp1, whose product is annotated as putative elongator complex protein 1. Gene Ontology annotation, cellular component: cytosol; elongator holoenzyme complex. The transcript is spliced from 25 exons. NCBI's taxonomy places the organism in Eukaryota, Metazoa, Arthropoda, Insecta, Ephemeroptera, Baetidae. Gene Ontology annotation, biological process: tRNA wobble base 5-methoxycarbonylmethyl-2-thiouridinylation. Bases 207 to 4148 code for a protein of 1313 amino acids. Gene Ontology annotation, molecular function: tRNA binding. The record is from RefSeq and is a predicted model, not a curated record.